Messenger RNA from Etheostoma cragini (Arkansas darter), 6281 nucleotides. RefSeq names its product ankyrin repeat and BTB/POZ domain-containing protein BTBD11-A. NCBI's taxonomy places the organism in Eukaryota, Metazoa, Chordata, Actinopteri, Perciformes, Percidae. Gene Ontology annotation, cellular component: nucleosome. The record is from RefSeq and is a predicted model, not a curated record. The transcript has 17 exons. Gene Ontology annotation, molecular function: protein heterodimerization activity; structural constituent of chromatin; DNA binding. The coding region runs from base 489 to 3572 and encodes 1027 amino acids.
AUCCUGCCUCGAUCCCUUCACUGCAACUGCACACGAGUACAAAUACAGAUUGGUUGGCACAGCAUCUUACGUCUAUGUCUCUGAUUCUGCAGUGAUGUUCCACCAGCGCCAGUUAGCCUCUGCUUAAAGGUAGCAGGUAGGUUGUCUGUGUCAGUCAUAGCAGAUGGAGAUGCGGAUUGGCUUGUUUCCGCCCGCGGGGCUCCAGGCUCCACCUCUCCAUCAGAUUCCUCCCCGUGCUGCGCUUGUUGCAGUGAGCGCGGAGGGUUUGUGCGCUCUCACGUUACGCGUAUGAAGUUGUGGUCAAGAGGAUAUCGAAGACGUACAGCCACUCAGAGAAGUAUGAAAGUCCAGGCUCCCGUCGGUCGUUUCACUCUUUAACCUGGGAAAUACAAUUAAGUCAUCGGAUAGCGGCUGAGAAAAAGCAGGAAAACGAGUUUUGUGGCAUUUAACUGAGGGACCAAGCAUACCCAACAGUAUGCGGUGCAGUUAUGGCAGGCAAGGGUAAGACCGUCGUGAGGACGCUGGAGGAUUUAACGCUUGAUUCUGGUUAUGGUGGAGCUGCGGACUCGGUCAGGUCGUCCAGCGUGUCGCUGUGCUGCUCCGACACGCAUCAGUCCAUCGUGCAUGGGGGCAACUGCUGGCAUCUGACCGAAUCAAUGCACAGCAGACAGAACAGUGUGGACACAGUCAACACCGUCCUGGCGGAGGACACGGAGGUACUGGAGUGCUCGGGUCAGUGCGCCAAGCUGCCCGAGCUGGAGGACGUGCCAUGGAGCCUCGGCGAGGUGGAGGGCGCACUGAGGAAAGACGAGGAGCUGAUGGUGGGCAACCCGCCACCGGAGGUCCUAGCCCGGCUGUCGGCUCUCAUCAGCCGCGCGCUGGUGAGGGUGGCCCGGGAAGCGCAGCGGCUCAGCCUGCGCUACGCCAAGUGCACCAAGUAUGAGAUCCAGAGCGCCAUCAAGGUGGUGCUCUCAUGGACCAUAUCUGUCAACUGCAUCACGGCGGCUCUCAGCGCCCUGUCCCUCUACAACAUGAGCACCGGGGACAAGUUCAGCCGAGGCAAGUCGGCGCGCUGCGGGCUGGUAUUCUCCGUGGGGAAGUUCUUCAGGUGGAUGGUGGAUAGUCGCGUGGCCCUCAGGAUCCACGAGCACGCUGCCAUAUACCUCACCGCCUGCAUGGAGAGUCUGUUCAGAGAGGUGUUCAGCCGCAUCCUGCGCAGCGCGCUGGUGGAGAGGGACAACGGGACCCCCAAGUUUACGCUGGAGUCACUGGAGCAAGCCAUCAACAACGACUCGGAGAUCUGGGGUCUGCUGCAGCCGUACCAGCACCUCAUUUGUGGAAAGAAUUCGAGUGGUGUGCUGAGCCUCCCGGAGAGUUUGAACCUGCACCGGGACCAGCAGCGCUUAGGGAGGGGGGGUGAGGGCCAGGGAUACACCCAGGCCGAGCUCCGCACGCUGGAACAGUCACUGCUCGCAACCCGGGUGGGCAGCAUCGCAGAACUGAGUGAUCUGGUAUCCCGGGCCAUGCACCACCUCCAACCCCUGCACAUCAAGAACCCCAGCAACGGGACUCCCGUCCACCAGAAGACCACCAACAUCACAGUGCACUGGGAGCCUGAGGCCCUCUACACACUGUGUUACUUCAUGCACUGUCCACAGAUGGAGUGGGAGAACCCCAACGUUGAGCCAUCCAAAGUCACUUUACAGACUGAGAGGCCGUUCCUGGUACUGCCUCCGCUGAUGGAGUGGAUCCGGGUGGCUGUCGCUCACACCGAGCAUCGACGAAGCUUCUCUGUGGACAGCGACGACGUGAGGCAGGCCGCCAGGCUGCUGCUCCCUGGUGUGGACUGUGAACCACGACAAAUAAAAGCGGAGGAUUGUUUCUGUGCUACGAGAAAGCUGGAUGCCGCCUCCACAGAGGCCAAGUUCUUGCAGGAUUUGGGCUUCAGGAUGCUCAACUGCGGACGGACGGACCUGGUCAAGCAGGCCGUGAACCUGCUGGGGCCCGAUGGCAUUAACAGCAUGAGUGAACAGGGAAUGACCCCUCUCAUGUACGCCUGUGUACGCGGGGAUGAGGCCAUGGUUCAGAUGCUGCUCGACGCCGGAGCCGACAUCAACAGCGAGGUGCCAAGCACAGUAAACAAGCACCCCUCAGUUUAUCCUGAAACACGCCAGGGGACGCCACUCACUUUCGCCGUGUUACAGGGACACAUCCCUGUCGUGCAGUUGUUGCUGGAUAACAGAGCGAAUGUGGAGGGCGCCCUGCAGGAUGGGGCGGAGAACUACACGGAGACCCCGCUUCAGCUGGCCUCUGCUGCAGGUAACUUUGAGCUGGUGAGUUUGCUUUUGGAAAGAGGGGCAGACCCCAUGAUUGGGACCGUGUGUCGAAACGGCAUCUCCUCUGCCCCGCUGGGAGACAUGAACUCAUACAGCCUCGCAGCAGCACAUGGUCACAGGAAUGUAUUUCGUAAGCUCCUGUCCCAGUCGGAGCAGGAAAAAGGGGACGUGCUGUCCCUGGAGGAGAUCCUGGCUGAGAGUUCGGAUCCCGUGGAGAAGAGGUUGGCGCCGCAGGCCAACGGAGGAGGGACGCUGCGAACAGGAAAGGCCAGACUGAGGGCCCUGAGAGAGGCCAUGUACCAUAGCGCAGAGCACGGCCAUGUGGACAUCUCCAUAGACAUCCGCAGCUUAGGUGUUCCCUGGACACUGCACACUUGGCUCGAGUCCCUGCGUACCUGCUUCAUCCAGCACCGCCGGCCGCUGAUCCAGGGUCUGCUCAAAGACUUCAGCUGCAUCCAGGAGGAGGAGUACACAGAGGAGCUCAUCACACACGGCCUGCCGCUCAUGUUUCAGAUCCUCCGAUCCAGCAAGAACGAGGUGAUAAGCCAGCAGCUGUCAGUCAUUUUCACCCAGUGCUACGGGCCCUUCCCCAUCCCUAAACUGACAGAGAUCAAGAAGAAGCAGACCUCGCGCUUAGACCCCCACUUCCUUAACAACAAGGACAUGUCUGAUGUUACUUUCCUGGUGGAGGGGAAACCGUUUUAUGCACAUAAGGUUUUGCUGUUUACAGCUUCAGCCAGGUUCAAAUCAUUGCUCCAGAACCGGCCGGCAGCAGAGAACACCUGUAUUGAGAUCAGCCAUGUCAAGUACAAUAUUUUCCAUUUGGUCAUGCAGUAUCUGUACUGUGGAGGCACUGAGUCUUUGCACAUACGCAACACGGAAGUCAUGGAGCUCCUGUCUGCGGCCAAAUUCUUCCAACUCGAGGCCCUUCAGAGACACUGUGAGAUCAUCUGCUCCAAGAACAUCACCACGGAAACCUGUGUGGACCUCUACAAACAUGCCAAGUUCCUUGGUGCCUCGGAGCUCACAGCUUUCAUCGAGGGUUAUUUCCUGAAGAACAUGGUGCUGCUGAUUGAACUCGACGGCUUCAAGCUGCUGCUGUACGAGCCUCCUCCUGCAGAGAGCCCCGCGUCCAGCCCCGGCAUCUGCUCCGACAUUCUCCUCGACCUGGAGAAAACUCUGGCCACGCGCAUCCACUCCAUCCACCUCUCCACCUCCAAGGGCUCCGUGGUUUGAUGUCAUCCUCUCCGAAGCCCUCCGAUCCAGGCACAGCAUCCAUGUAACACCACUUCUAACAUCCAGCCCCAUCCACCCCUCCUGCCCCCACUGCUGAAGAGGGGCUGGAAUCGGGUGUUUUUAUGUCAGGGAUUCCCUUUAAUUCUGCCCGUUGCAGCAUCCCUUCCCCCCCACCCCAACCACCUUCCCUCCCUCUCAAGGGUUAAUGAUGGCAUACUUGACAGAGUCAGAGAGAGAACUUUCUCGCUUUGUCAGAGGCUUAAACUCUGUCGUCCUAAUGGCUCCCACUGAUCACUUCACACCCCUACAGUAACAAAACCUGUCCAAAAAAGACAAAACCAGAACUGACUCAACCCAGCAGUAUAACUUCAACCUAAACGUGAUUAUGAAACCUAGUGUAUUUCAUAUAGGGCACAUGCAUGGAAUACAUUCUGUACACCUUUUUUGCUUAAAAAGGUAGAGUAGAAUUUUAACUGAAUAAAAGCAGCUUUCUCAUCAUCUCUAAUAUAAGACUUUAUGGUUUACAAACAUCACUUAAUGGAAGUGGAUGCCAUCGCAGUUUAAAGUUUGACACAUGCCAAAAUAUAUUCCUACUAUACAACCAAUAAAAGUAGCAAUGCCAGCAGACGGACUUUAGGUGGACUCGUUUGAACUUCUUUACAUUUCAUUCUGUCACUUCUGUGUUGGAUACGUUUCACUGUGUUAUAUCUACUGUGUGCAGAGGCCAAACUGAUCACAGGAACUUCCACCGUGGCCGACACUGCAGCGCUGAUUAAACUAAAGCUGGCCCACUCAGUGAAAUCUAUGCUGACGUAUGCUUGGUACAAGGAUGUCCAACUGGGGAAUUAACUUGUGAGAACUCCACGAACACUGUCGACUUUUUUUGCAUGACACCUCCUCAACUGAGCUAUCCUGAUAUUGCUUUUUAAGCAGAGCUUACUUCAAGGACCACUUUUGAAAGGGGGAAAACGCUGCUUAUUAACUUUCUAGCCACUGCAAAACUGACUGGAUGGGAUUUAGAGAUGGAUUGAGAUUGGCAGGGACUUUCUCUUUAAAUAUAUUUAAAGCAAAGUGUAAAUACGUCCUUAAAGUCAAUGUGCUGGUUGUUCUUUUUUUUGUAAACUGAUGUACAGUAUUCCCCUACACUCGCUUGGCGGAUGACACCAGUCUCAUUGAAUGUGCUCCCUGAACAGUUUGUUCCUGCUUUAUGUGUCUGUUUAUGCAACGUUGCAUGUUUUAUCUGUUUGUUUGAAUCCUCCGUUUCGCUUUAGGUGUGCUUUCUGUGUAGAUCGGUAGGCCUAAGCAGGGUGUUGAUUGUACCAGUUGAAGUCCAGUCAGAGGAUGUUCCCUUCAAUUAUUUUGCUAUUUCUGAUACAUUCCAAAUGAUCAGGGUAGAUCACGAGAUACAUUUUAAAGUCACUUUUUCUCUUUUAGGCUUCACCGCCGUCGAAUUUCUCAAAAACAUCAAUUUUGUGAAAGAAAGGUUGAAUUCCCACACUCUGUCAGCGCUGAGUUUAUUAUGACACAACAAUGUUAGUGACUCAUGAAGUACAUCCCACCCACCUGUUUGUGUGCACAUUUUCAAUUUGUGCAUAAAAACUUCUGAGUGGACAAUAAAAACAGUAGCAUUAUCGGAAAAAGGUUGUCACGGUUGCCUGAGGUGGAACAGUUGGCCGAUUACUAUUUAUUAAAGCAAAACAAAAAUAACAGCCUUAGCAAAUAAGUCAUGAAGAAGAAAGAGACAAAUAAUGGCAGCAGAAAGAUAGAGAGAAGACAUAUUCACAUCAUAUCAAGUAAUCUUGUUGCGUGGUCUUGCAAUGGUUUAAUGGCACCCGGCUGUAAAAGCUUCAGUGCAUAAUUAACAAAGGCUUGUAUCAUGUGGUCGCAGCGGCAGUGUUGUUGUCACUAAUUCCUCAUGGGGGCAACAGAAACUACACACUAUACUUUAACAUUUCAACUCCUAAUAUUCACAUACCAGUAGUUGGUGGAAAUGCACAUUAAUUAGCUUUUUUUGGAAUAUUUCAUUAAAAUUUGUUUAGAAUUUGCUCAAUAGCACAUCUUUAUACUAAAGCCAAAAUAAGGGGGACCAAAUCUCUUGAAACAAAUACCUGAAACAAACAAUGUAUGUCCAAAUAGGGGAGGCUGAAUUGACCAUUACCAAUCCAAGUUUAAUAACCUGGAUUCAUUUGUAUUCCACCUAUUUUGACAGAUAUUGUUCGUCACAUUCUGGUUUUUAAAUCACUUAUAAAUAUGGGAAUGGUUCCAGGCGUUGAGAUUUUGCUCCCCUUCUUUUUACUGGUUGUUCUGGCUUUACUACAAAGAUGUGUUGUUUCACAAACUCCGUAACUAAAAUGUUGUGUCUAAAGAAACUGAGUGCAGAAAUCUUGUGGAAAUGUAAGCUUUUGUUCCACAUGAUUUCAUUUUUCGUGCAAUAAAUAAUACUUCAAUCAAAUCUAAAAGGACCAAACAUCGAACCCGUCAUUCAGCCUCUGGGGUAUCAGCCCUGUUGUUUGGCUGGACCACGAGCCCUGUCACUCGGACACAAUACAUCUCAAUUUAGGAGAAAAUCAUAGACCCUACAGCACAUUUUAUGAAUGUAACAAAAUAUUUAACAAAUGUGCAAUAUUUGCAGUCCAGCAACAAACCAAAAAAAAAUUAUGCUUCCCUCUGUUCCAACAAUGCAAAUGUCUCUAAAGUGUCCUCAUACUU